AUGACAGGAGGAGCUCCAAAUGUUUCUGAUGCAUACACCAUCAAUGGUCAACAUGGUGAUCUUUACAACUGCUCAAGCCAAGACACUGUCAUAGUUCCUAUAGACUCCAGCAAGACGAACCUUCUUAGAGUCAUCAACGCUGCACUCAACCAACCUCUUCUCUUCUCUGUAGCCAACCACAAGCUCACCGUUGUUAGAGCUGAUACCUCCUACACCAAACCUUUCACUACCACGGUUCUCAUGUUAGGGCCUGGGCAGACCACUGAUGUUUUAAUCACCGGUGGCCAGUCACCAGCCCGAUACUACUUGGCGGCAAGUGCUUAUUUCAACACGCAAAAUGCAGCAUUCGAAAACACCACCACCACCGUCAUUCUUAAAUACAAGUAUGCCCCUUGCAUCCCCAAUUAA
Molecule: messenger RNA, 408 nt
Organism: Pyrus x bretschneideri (Chinese white pear)
Lineage: Eukaryota; Viridiplantae; Streptophyta; Magnoliopsida; Rosales; Rosaceae
Product: laccase-5-like
Exons: 2
Coding region: 1-408 (135 amino acids)
Molecular function (GO): oxidoreductase activity
Source: RefSeq, a predicted model, not a curated record